CCUCUCUCCUUCCUCUUGGCCAACUUCUCUUUCACCAAUAUAAGUCCAGCUGGGAUCCGGUGGGCAGUCAUGCGUUUCAUGCCAGGCGCUGCAGGAAGCUGGAGUCUGGGGGCCCGGGGCCUCCGCAGUGCUCCCCAAGCCCUGUACCUGGGCCUCUUAACAGAGCUGGUCAUGAUGAGCUUGGUGUUUGGUAAGAUUGCUUCUGUCAACCAGAACCCCUCUUAUCCGACGCAGUUUCCCAAGUACCUGCGCUGCUACCGCUGCCUGUUGGAGACGGAGGAGCUGGGCUGCCUCCUGGGGUCUGACAUCUGCCUCGUCCCGCUCCUCGGCAGCAGCUGCAUCACCCUACACAUAAAGAACAGCAGUGGGUCUGACAUCAUGGUGAGUGACUGCCGCAGCAAGGAGCAGAUGAGCGAUUGCUCUUAUACCCACACUUCGCCAGUGUCCGGCUUCUGGAUGUUCUCCCAGUGCUGCUUCCUGAAUUUCUGCAAUGACCCCCAGAAGAGAUCUGUCUAUCUUUCUUAGAAUGACCGCAGCGUAUCUGAGAGGAAAAUUCCACCACAUUCCUGAUUUCUACCCGGACUCCAGUCCCUCGAACCAGCCCACCUGCCUCCAAGUCACUGGACCCCAGCCUUGACUCUUCUUGGCUGUCCCCUCUCCUUGAACUUCCUAGUUCACCUCAAGUCCCCAGGUGUUCCUCCAAAAUAAAUCGUUGU
This is a messenger RNA of Tupaia belangeri chinensis (Chinese tree shrew), 716 nucleotides long. RefSeq names its product lymphocyte antigen 6 family member G5C (gene LY6G5C). The transcript has 3 exons. Gene Ontology annotation, cellular component: external side of plasma membrane. Bases 70 to 525 code for a protein of 151 amino acids. The record is from RefSeq and is a predicted model, not a curated record. NCBI's taxonomy places the organism in Eukaryota, Metazoa, Chordata, Mammalia, Scandentia, Tupaiidae.